AAUACAUAAUCGCGACUUAAAAGCCGACCGCAGUUCUAUUGAUGCAGUCACUCAACGUAAAAGCCUCAAAGCAGUCGGUCUACCUCAUUCUAACGCUCAAUCCCGCACAAUUCAGUCCAAUCCAAUAAACUAUGAAACUAUUGUGCCUUCUGUUCUUUCUUAGCCAUUGGCUGAUGGCUGUUCGCGGAGCCAGUAUAUCCGGUGUCGAAGUGCCAGUGGAAGUUCCCGAGGAGGAGAUCGAAACAUCUAGGAAUACAAGCAGCAACUCCACCCUAAAGCUCGUGCAUGUGCUAUUUCGUCAUGGUCCUCGCACCCCAGUCAGUACUUAUCCCAAAGAUCCCUACAUCAACGAAACAUUCGAGCCCUAUGGCUGGGGACAUUUAACCAAUCCUGCCAAGGUGGAGCUCUAUAAAAUAGGAAAACAACUGCGUGGCCGCUAUAGAGAUUUCUUAGCGCCCUACUAUCAACCCGAUAUGAUCCAGGCUCAAUCAUCGGCAUCGCCACGUACCAUGAUGUCAUUGCAAAUGGUGCUGGGUGGACUCUUUCCCCCGGAAAACACGCCUAUGGAGUGGAAUCUAAUGCUCAACUGGCAGCCCAUACCAAUCCUGGUAGAGCCUGAGGAAACGGAUGUUCGCCUGAGAAUGAAGGUUCCGUGUCCCCGCUAUGACGAGGCCGUACAGGAGGUGAUGAACAGCCCCAAGGUGAAAGAGUUUCAUUCCCAAAACUCAGAGUUGCUGCAGGAACUGACCGAGAAGACGGGACUGAAUGUCACCUAUGCCCAUGAUGUGACCAACGUGUUCAUUACGCUACUCGCGGAGCAGGGUUACGGCCUGGAUCUGCCUGAAUGGACCAAGGAGUACUUUCCCGACAGAAUGCUGCCUCUGGCAUCCCAGUCCUACAUCUAUGACGCGUACACUCCCGAGCUGCGCAAGCUGAAGGGCGGCUUUUACCUGGAUCACAUCUUCGAGCAAAUGCAGUCGAAGAUCUCCGGCAAGAUGGAGCCCUCCGCUCGGAAGAUGUACCUUUCCUGCGGCCACGAUUGGACCAUUACAAACGUUCUGUCUGCUCUCGGAGUGUGGGAGCCGCAGAUGCCACGAUUCUCUGCCCUCAUAGCGUUCGAGCUGCGGCAGCGUGACGAUACGGGGGAGUACUACGUUGAGAUCUUCUUCCAAAAUGAUCCCGACAAGGAGCCCGAGCAGCUGCAGGUUCCGGGCUGUGCCCAACAGUGUCCCAUUGAGAAAUUGCUGGAGCUGACAGAGCACGUCCUACCAGACGGCUCCUACGAGCAGCUGUGCAUGGCCAAAAGCGCCGCUGAUGUGGCAAAGAUCAGCUAUAACAACUGAUUUGCGCUCAUCGUUUGGCGGGUCGAAUGAUGAUGUUUUAUGCAGUAUUAAGAUUAUAUAAAGUAUCUAUUUUAUCUCUACAAUUUU
Drosophila subobscura is the source of this 1430-nucleotide messenger RNA. Its product is annotated as venom acid phosphatase Acph-1. The transcript has 5 exons. Bases 132 to 1343 code for a protein of 403 amino acids. NCBI's taxonomy places the organism in Eukaryota, Metazoa, Arthropoda, Insecta, Diptera, Drosophilidae. Gene Ontology annotation, biological process: dephosphorylation. The record is from RefSeq and is a predicted model, not a curated record. Gene Ontology annotation, molecular function: phosphatase activity.